Molecule: messenger RNA, 213 nt
Organism: Soboliphyme baturini
Lineage: Eukaryota; Metazoa; Nematoda; Enoplea; Dioctophymatida; Soboliphymatidae
Source: the annotation of a GenBank genome assembly
AUGAGUGCUGUGGGAGAAAAAAAGAGCAAGUUGGACUUGCCGUUUCUCGAAAAAGAAUCUUUAAAGAAGUGGUGGUUUGGAAAAACGAUGAAAUACGGUUGGAACAAGCCGUGCAACGGAGCGUCAAGUCUAAUAGGAAAAAAAGACCAGAUGUUGAAGCAGUUUAUCGAAUUCAACUGUAAGCUGUGCUUCCUGCAGUCCAUUUUGGACUAA